AUGGCAAAAAAUUGUGCAGCAGGGGUUUUAGCAGCCAUGGUCUCUGCAACUCUUGGUCUAGAUUCUGCUUAUGCAGAUGGGAAUUUUAGUUUUAAUCCAUUCUCCACUUCUUCUCCGCCGCCUCCACAGGCCGCUUCUGAACCGGAGAAGCCGCCAGCCACAGAGCCGACACGGAUUCGAAAUGAUAAUCCGAGGACCACAUCAGCUGGGUUCGAUCCUGAGGCCUUGGAGAGGGGUGCUAAGGCUUUGAGAGAGAUUAAUAGCUCGGGGAAUGCCAAAAAGGUCUUUGAGGUUAUGAAGAAGCAAGAAGAGACAAGGCAGCAAGAGUUAGCUGCAAAAGCAGCAGAGUUUAAGGCAAUGCAAGCUCAAGAAGAAAUUGAGAGAGAGAGGGUUGUAUAUGAUGAACAGAAAAAGUUAGCUCAGCAACAGGCACAAAUCAAGUCGCAAAUGGCUCGCUAUGAGGAUGAAUUGGCGAGGAAAAGGAUGCAGGCAGAGAAUGAACAUCAAAGAGCAAGAAAUCAAGAGCUCGUAAAAAUGCAAGAGGAAUCAGCUAUGAGGCAAGAAGCAACUAGACGAGCUACGGAGGAGCAGAUUCAAGCACAGCGUCGCCAAACUGAACGAGAAAAGGCUGAGAUAGAACGUGAAACAAUUAGGGUGAGGGCUUUGGCAGAAGCAGAGGGAAGAGCCCAUGAAGCAAAGCUCGCAGAGGACGUAAACAGAAGAAUGCUAGUAGACCGUGCAAAUGCAGAGCGAGAGAAAUGGGUCGCUGCUAUUAACACGACUUUUGAUCACAUUGGAGGGGGGUUACGGGAAAUUUUAACAGAUCAAAAUAAGCUGGUUGUAGCUGUCGGAGGUGUGACGGCUCUUGCAGCUGGGAUCUACACAACAAGGGAAGGUGCAAGGGUGAUUUGGAGUUAUGUGGACCGAAUAUUAGGACAACCAUCUCUGAUAAGGGAGUCUUCCAGGGGGAAAUACCCAUGGUCAGGCUUGUUUUCACGUGCCAUGACUAAUAAAAGUUCUGGCACCCAACGUGCAAAUGGUUUUGGUGAUGUUAUUUUACACCCUUCUCUUCAAAAACGUAUCGAACAGUUGGCUAACGCAACUGCAAAUACAAAAGCUCAUCAAGCACCAUUUAGAAAUAUGCUUUUCUACGGGCCUCCAGGAACAGGGAAAACGAUGGCUGCUAGAGAGCUUGCGCGCAAAUCUGGGCUUGACUAUGCAUUGAUGACUGGAGGUGAUGUAGCACCACUUGGCUCUCAGGCUGUUACAAAGAUACAUCAACUAUUUGAUUGGGCAAAAAAGUCGAACAGGGGUUUGUUGCUUUUCAUUGAUGAAGCAGAUGCAUUUUUGUGCGAGAGGAACAAAACCUAUAUGAGUGAAGCUCAAAGGAGCGCACUCAAUGCACUUCUAUUUCGGACAGGUGAUCAGUCCAAAGAUAUCGUUCUAGCUCUUGCGACGAAUCGCCCGGGUGAUCUUGAUUCAGCCGUGGCAGACCGUAUUGAUGAGGUCCUGGAAUUCCCUUUGCCUGGUGAAGCCGAACGCUUCAAAUUACUGAAACUCUAUAUGGACAAGUACAUAGCUCGAGCUGGGGCAAGAAAACCGGGCUUGUUCUCUUCUUUGUUUCAGAAAGAUCAAAAGAAGAUCGAGAUCGUGGGCAUAAAUGAUGAUAUUCUUAAGGAAUCUGCAGCAAAAACUGAGGGGUUUUCAGGAAGAGAGAUAGCGAAGCUGAUGGCAAGCGUUCAAGCAGCUGUUUACGGGAGCAAGAACUGCAUAUUGGAUCCAAAUUUGUUCCGAGAAGUGGUGGAUUAUAAAGUUGCAGAGCAUCAACAGAGAAGGAAACUUGCAGCGGGUGAAGGAGAAGGUGAUGCGAAGUAA
This is a messenger RNA of Fraxinus pennsylvanica, 1875 nucleotides long. NCBI's taxonomy places the organism in Eukaryota, Viridiplantae, Streptophyta, Magnoliopsida, Lamiales, Oleaceae. The record is from the annotation of a GenBank genome assembly.